CAGAUUCAGAUCUAUGUUAGGAUUGGAUACCUUUCGUCUCUUCCCAUUCGGAACCAGAACCUCAAGUUGAGUUUCACCAAACAGCAAUGGCCAUGGCCGAGACGAGAAAAGCCUUCGCCGCAAUACUAAUCCUCUUCAUCUCCACCCUCAUCUCCCCCUCCGCGGCGGAGAUAAAAUCCCUCGCCAUAAACUCCGACACCCGUCCCAUGAUCCUGUUCGAGAAAUUCGGGUUCACGCACAAGGGCCACGUGUCCGUGGCCGUCUCAUCGGUAUCUGUGGCGGUUCUCUCCUCCGCAGUGCAACCGGAAUCGUCGCGCCUAGGUUUCUUCCUGCUGAACGAAGAAGCACUCCUUCAAGUCCUAAUGGAGAUCCAACAAAACCCUUCCUUCUGCGUUUUGGAUUCUCACUACAUCUUCCGUCUCUUCACAUUCCGCGACCUCUCUCCACCGCCAUUGGCAUCGUUUAACCGGUCAUACCCGGUCACCUCCCCCAACGAAUACAGCCUCUUCUUCGCUAACUGCGCCCCUGAAACCUCCGUUUCCAUGGUGGUUCGCACGGAGGUUUACAAUCUCGAUUCCGACGGUUCCCGAGACUACCUCUCCGCUGGUCAAACCCACCUUCCCUCUCUCUUCUCUAUCUUCUCAAUUGUGUACCUCGCUUUCUUCGCUUUCUGGGGUUACAUCUGUUACACCAAUAAGCGAUCCGUUCACCGCAUUCAUCUAUUGAUGGCUCUGUUGCUUCUCAUGAAGGCUCUUAACCUGAUCUGCGCCGCAGAGGAUAAGCAUUACGUGAAAGUCACGGGUCUUUCUCAUGGAUGGGAUGUGUUGUUCUAUAUUUUUCAGUUCAUCCGUGUCGUUUUGCUCUUCACGGUUAUCGUUUUGAUUGGGACGGGGUGGUCGUUCCUGAAACCCUUCUUGCAGGAUAGGGAGAAGAAGGUGUUGAUGAUCGUGAUCCCGCUUCAGGUUCUGGCUAAUUUGGCUUCCGUUGUGAUUGGUGAAACGGGGCCGUUUAUUAAGGAUUGGGUUACUUGGAACCAGAUUUUCUUGCUUGUGGAUAUUAUCUGUUGUUGUGCCAUUAUUUUCCCUAUUGUUUGGUCUAUUAGGUCGCUCAGAGAAACGUCCAAAACUGAUGGUAAGGCUUCCAGGAAUUUGGCAAAAUUAACGCUUUUUAGACAGUUUUAUAUUGUUGUUAUUGGGUAUCUGUAUUUCACCCGAAUAGUGGUGUUUGCGUUGAGAACUAUUGCUGCUUAUAAGUACCAGUGGGUGAGCAAUGCCGCCGAGGAGGCUGCGAGUCUCGCAUUUUAUGUUGUCAUGUUCUAUAUGUUUAGACCUGUUGAGAAGAAUGAGUACUUUGUUCUUGAUGAGGAGGAAGAAGAGGCAGCAGAAAUGGCUCUCAAGGAUGAAGAAUUUGAGCUUUGAAGCCUUGUUUAAGGAAUUUGGGUGUUGACCUCUCUGCCACAAAUAUCAGGGGAAUCGUUCGCAACUGGGUUUGUGGUUCAGGUUCAGGUUCCUCCUUUCAUUCGUUUUCUGCAUACCCUUUUUUUUAUCCUUUGUUUUGCCCCCUUUUAAACCUUCUGCUGUUAGAGAAGUGUCCACAAGGGAAUACUGCUUGUAUGUUUAGCUGCCUAUUUUUCUUUUUAUUUUUUGUUAAUGCUGAUGGUGAAUUCUGCGGGAUAGAAAAAGGUUUUCUUUUGUUCGUAUCAACUAUAUGUUACUUGAGAAAUUGUACUAUGAGAUGUCCAUUUAUUGAUCAUUCUUCUUUGGAAUUUCUCAUUGAGAUUACCGUGAGGACAGUCAGUGUACAUUUCUCUAUUCAUUGAUUAGUUUCUUACUUGAUCCUAACUUUUCAUAAUCGCAAUAUGGUUGCUUACUUGAUUUCCUUGACAUUUACAUUAGUGUGCAAUUAUACCACGUUGUGCUAAUAGAAUAUCCUGCAGUUCCUUUCUGUGUUCUGCUUUGAUCAACGCA
This is a messenger RNA of Abrus precatorius (Indian licorice), 1967 nucleotides long. RefSeq names its product protein GPR107-like. Gene Ontology annotation, biological process: transport. The record is from RefSeq and is a predicted model, not a curated record. Gene Ontology annotation, cellular component: membrane; Golgi apparatus. The transcript has a single exon. Lineage: Eukaryota; Viridiplantae; Streptophyta; Magnoliopsida; Fabales; Fabaceae. Bases 87 to 1418 code for a protein of 443 amino acids.